This is a messenger RNA of Adineta ricciae, 273 nucleotides long. The record is from the annotation of a GenBank genome assembly. NCBI's taxonomy places the organism in Eukaryota, Metazoa, Rotifera, Eurotatoria, Adinetida, Adinetidae.
AUGCGUAUUCUAGCUUACAAUACUCAUGUGACAUUUAAUGGUAUUGGUACUGCUUUAGCAUUACGUAGUGCUGGUGGUCUUUCAGGAAAUACUUUGGGUGGUGUCUUUCAAAAAGUUAUUCAAAAUCAUGCAGAUCUAUUGCAGACAAUAUCUGUUAUUACAUUGUCUCUGCGUGUUUUAAUUACGCCGUAUACCAGCUUGUUGAUGGCUUUGAAGAUCGUACUUUGUUUGCAAGGUACUCCAAAACGCUCGAUUAGUAUCAGUGAGUAUUAA